AUGAGGUACCCGGUCGACUCGGUUGCCGAGGGCUUGAUGAAGAAGUUCGAAGUGACUGAGGUCGAUGCAAAGACUUUCGUCGCAAAGGCGAUCUUGGAUGGCCAGAAGUUGGAUAAGUUCGGCUACGGCAAGGGCGAUGGCACAGACAGAGUGAGGUUGUGGAAGAAGGUUGUGAUGGAUGAUGCUAACCUCACCCUGACCGUGCAGGAUUUUGUCCCAGAGGCGGCUCUGGGUGCAUGGGUUGGUGAGGCCUCGGACAAGGUUCCUCUCAACAACUGCAUCGUUCAGUUCGAGAGAAAGCCGCCGCGACUUAUUUUUAUCUUCGAUGACCAGGAAGGCAAGCGACAGGCGGACGAUGCAAUGAAGAACGCACUGUAUACAUGGUCGGAUGCCAUCGUCGGUGGUGUCAUCACAUUCAAGACUUCCAAAGUGCAGGUGACCGGAAAUGCGCCCUCCAUCGUAGAUGGAGGAAAGACGCAGAGCAUGAUUACAUCUCCCAUGGACGAUCUCGUGGGAUACGACAAAUUCUGGGACCAGCACCUCAAGUAUUGCAAGGACUUCGUCCGAAAUAUGCCUGGAGCUCAGUGCGAAGACAUAUCCCCCGACGAGUUCAAGGGCACGGUUGUUCUCGACCCCGCCAACCCGUCCGAGGUUACGACUCACAAGAUCGUGUCGUCGAAGUCCGACAACAAGGUGAAUUGGACCGUCGAGUAUCAGGGCAAGGUAGUUUCCGAGAUGCAUCGCAUCGUCCAUCAAUCUCCGCUGGUUCUGGAGGGCUGGGACAUGGACGCCUCGGGAACUCGUGUCGCCGGGACCUCCAAAGCCAAAGAAAUGCAGAAAGCCGUCAAUGAGAUCGUCCGCAAGGCCAGCAGCUGGUUUGGCUGCAUGGAACGAAGAGAGGUUCCUGCAGCUACCCCGCUGGUUCCCUUCGUCCUGAAGGGCCCCCCACCAAGCUGCACCAAGGAGGACCGCGUGAAGGCGCUGAAGUACGCCGCUGUGGUGCCGCCUUCUGCGAAAAAGGCAAACAUGGGCAGAAACGGCAAGCUGUGGGUCCAGGCCAUGGCGCGCUUUGUACUUGUGACUUCGAGUCUCAGCCAGGAGUUUCGCAUCAUGCAAACAGGCCACGCGCCCGGGCCGUCGAAGGGCUGCGAUAGGAGUCCUGGAGCCAAGUCGAAGAGCCUAGGAGGUCCUGACAUUUUCGUACACAAGAGGAACGUUCGCCGGGAUGAACAGGGGAGGCGAGUGGCCUUGAAGGAAGGGGAGCGCGUCGAGUUCGAGUUGCAGCCGGACCGAAGUCCUUGUCACUUCUGGCGAUCUGCUGCCGGCCAUGCUGCGAGGAGCCCGGCAAGGUCCUGCCGCCCUAGGGAGCGGGCUGGGCCUUCUCUUCCGGACGACUGGGCAACAUUGCAGAAGGGAAGAUCGGCAUCAAGAGUCACCAUUGGCGUGACGUUGCCAGCUUCUGUGAAUGUGAAUGCACAGCGUAUCUUCUGCACGGAUAUGCAACGACGACGGCCAGAUCAUGACCGACCUGCCUGGUGA
This is a messenger RNA of Symbiodinium sp. CCMP2456, 1539 nucleotides long. The record is from the annotation of a GenBank genome assembly. Lineage: Eukaryota; Dinophyceae; Suessiales; Symbiodiniaceae.